Molecule: messenger RNA, 907 nt
Organism: Hibiscus syriacus
Lineage: Eukaryota; Viridiplantae; Streptophyta; Magnoliopsida; Malvales; Malvaceae
Product: protein trichome birefringence-like 16
Exons: 1
Coding region: 1-762 (253 amino acids)
Biological process (GO): xyloglucan metabolic process; xylan biosynthetic process; plant-type secondary cell wall biogenesis
Cellular component (GO): Golgi apparatus
Molecular function (GO): acetyltransferase activity
Source: RefSeq, a predicted model, not a curated record
AUGUUUUUUAUUGAAUUAGAUAGGGGAGUGAUAUUACUCGAUGUGGGCAGCGAGUAUGGACUUGUCAUACCGCCUGGUGGUGUACGUCGUGAUGGUUGGGCUUACCGGGUUCUCAGAACCAAUACUACCGUCCUUUACUAUUGGUCAUCAAGCCUCUGUGAAUUAGAACCUUUUAAUGUCAAGGACCCACAAACAGAGUAUGCAAUGCAUCUUGAUCGGCCUCCGUCAUUUCUGCGCCAGUUUCUGCACAAAAUUGAUGUCCUGGUUCUCAACACGGGACACCAUUGGAAUCGAGGGAAACUCAGGGCUAACAGGUGGGUCAUGUAUCUUGGGGGUGUACCCAACACCAGCCGGAUGUUAGCAGAUAUUGGACGUGCCAAGAAUUUUACAAUCCACAACACUGUGAAAUGGCUGGACUCUCAGUUUUCGAAGCAUCCUCGUUUGAAUGCCUUUUAUCGGAGCACCUCCACUAGGCAUUUCGUGAAUGGGGGUUGGCACACAGGAGGGAGCUGCAUCAAUACUGCACCAAUGUCCAUAGGUAAAGAAGUAUUACAAGAAGAGUCCAAUGAUCCUAUCGCUGCCAGUGCCAUGAGAGGGACAGGGGUUAAGCUUCUCGACAUAAAAGCUUUGCCUCAGGUGCGAGAUGAGGGACACAUAUCCCAUUUCAUUGUUACAUCAGCGCCAGGAGUCCAAGACUGCCUGCAGUGGUGUUUGCCCGGUGUUCCCGACACAUGGAAGGAAAUCCUCUUUGCACAAAUCUAAUCCAACACGGUCGGUCGUUACUAAAUGAAGAAUCCUUGCAGCAUGACCCGAGACACGAAACUGCUGCCUGUUCCUAUCAUUAUUUGAACAUACUCUUGACGGCAUCCUCUAACCGCAUCUUCCGUGGCAAGACUUCCAUGUCGAU